AGGAGAAAUUAGGAGAUUAAAAAUAACAAGAUGGCUUCCGUGGAGCUUUCACAAGUUUAUGUGCCUGUAGCGAAUUACUGUGUCCAGAUGAUGAACUCUCUUAACGAGUUCCGGAAACACAAUAUCUUGUGCGAAGUAGUGAUUGUGGUUAAUGGAAAACAAUUUUUCGCUCAUCGGAAUGUUUUGGCGGCGAGUAGUCCCUAUUUCCGGGAGAUGUUUUCGAGUAACAUGCGUGAGCAUUUGGAAAACAAGCCAGUGAUUCUGGAAAACAUCACUGCAGAAAUAAUGGAAGAGUUGUUAAAUUUUAUCUACACCGGAAGCAUCAAGAUUACUCCCUUUAACGUCAAGGAUUUUGUUUCCGCUUCAAAUUAUCUCUUGAUGACGAACUUGAAGGAAACUUGUAUAUCAUUUAUGAAAGCCAUGUUAAAUCCCUCGAAUUGCCUGGGUAUCGAAGCAGCUGCAUUUAAAUUCAAUUGUACUGCUCUACGAAGCACAGCUAGUCAAUACGUUUACGAUAAUUUUGUGGCUGUCUCGCAAACGGAUGAAUUUAAGUUGCUCUCUGCCGACCGCUUAGCAGAAUAUCUUGGCAGUGAUGACAUUCGAGUCGAACGCGAAGAACAAGUAUUCGAAUGUCUGAUGCAAUGGAUAAACCAUGAUAUAGAAGUUCGUAGAGGCUUUUUUAAAAUACUUUCACAACAUGUUCGUUUUCCGCUCAUGUCUCCCUAUUACUUAGCGGAUCAUGUUGAAACUGAAGAGAUCGUACUUUCAUCUCCGGAAUGCACAUCGUUGAUUCUAGAAGCAAAGAACUACCACAUGCUUCCAGAUCGCAGACACCUGAUCAAAGGUUCUAGAACCAAACCUAGAAGAUCUAUGGGGGUAAUUUCUGUUAUAUUUGCUGCCGGAGGAAUUCAAGGAUCGACAGUAAUGAGGGACACUUUUGGGUUUUUCCCUGCAGCAAAUAGAUGGAGUCCUUUAGCGCACAUGAUCAUCGCGCGAUGUAGACACGGAUUAGCAGUUACUGGAGACAUGGUAUAUGCCGUGGGUGGUCAGUCACGAGAAGGUGCUGCCCAGAGUUCUCUGAACUCAGUGGAAAGAUAUGAUCCAAGAACAAACACAUGGACAAUGGUUGCACCCAUGAAUAUGAGGCGCAGUCUGCUCAAUGUUGCAGUACUUGACGGAAAUAUGUAUGCUGUGGGUGGCUGUGAUGAGAGUAACUUCCGACUCAACAGUGUGGAACGUUACCACCCAGCAACAAACACUUGGUCAUUUACAGCACCCAUGACCACUUGUCGCAGCAGUCCAUGUGUGUUGACAUGCCGUGUACUGUAUGUGAUUGGUGGAGUAAGCUAUGUUGGAAUGUCACUUAACACUGGAGAGUAUCUUGACCCCAUGACAAACACGUGGAGGGCAAUUGCCCCCAUGCAUUACAAGCGAGCAAGCGCAUCAGGAGCAGCAACAAAUGGAAAGAUCUACAUCAUUGGUGGCUGGGACGGUUCUGUUCACCUGAAUAGUGGUGAGGUGUAUGACCCUGAUAUAGACCAGUGGUCCUUGAUUGAACCUGCUAGCACUGCCAGAUGGGAUGCUGGGAUAGCUGUAGAGAGUGACAAAAUCUUCAUUGUUGGGGGAUGUGACAGGAAUGCACUUUGCACUUUGGAAACAGAGUGCUAUGACCCUGAGAAAGACAAAUGGAGUAAGGUGGCAUCCCUGCCAGUUGCAACACAUGGAAUUAAGUGUUGUACCAUCCAGCUUCCACAUAAAUUUGCAUAGCUAUCUCAGUAUGUGCAGUCUGUCACUCAAUCCUGUAACUUGUAAGAUCUGAUUAGUAUUUUAUUUCUCCUUCCUGGCAGCUGUAUGCUUCCUGGUAAAUUUUUUAAGGGAAUUUGACAUUGUAUCAAGAUGGUACUUUUGCGAACAAAAAGGUUAAAAACUACACAAGGCAUGUACAGAAGUAGGUGUACAUGAAGGAUAUGAUAUAUUUCACUGAGGCAAAUUGUUAUCUCAGCAAUGACAAUGGUUGAUUGGCCAGCAGGAAAUACAUAACUAUGUUGUAUAUUCAGGUGAGGGUAGGCAAGUGGUUGUUACGUGCUAAGGAAGGGGCCCCUCUGGACACUUAUCUCCUCCUUGCCCCCCUUUCUACUUUGGCCUCACAAUUAGCUCUGUUCCCCCACAAUUAAAAAUGCACCUCUUCUGCUACAACAUAUGCACUUAUGUGAAAAUUGAACAAUAAUGACCUGAGACUUGGUUCUCAACCCUGAUUGUAUAGAUUUGAUACCAUUAACCUAUGGAGUUGAAAUGUUAGCUAUGAAUAACAGUUGUUUGUGGGACACAAGUUGUUCAUACUCAUUUUAUUACAGGGUGUCCAAUUUACUGAAAAUUGAUGUAGCAUGUUGAUUUGGAACAUGUCUGAUAUUUGUAGCUCCAUAGAAAUUUUAUUUACUGGAGAUAUUUGGAGUCUUUUGCAAACAG
Molecule: messenger RNA, 2466 nt
Organism: Pocillopora verrucosa
Lineage: Eukaryota; Metazoa; Cnidaria; Anthozoa; Scleractinia; Pocilloporidae
Product: kelch-like protein diablo
Molecular function (GO): protein binding
Source: RefSeq, a predicted model, not a curated record